Entamoeba histolytica HM-1:IMSS is the source of this 1407-nucleotide messenger RNA. RefSeq lists its product as uncharacterized. The coding region runs from base 1 to 1407 and encodes 468 amino acids. The transcript has a single exon. Lineage: Eukaryota; Evosea; Mastigamoebida; Endamoebidae. The record is from RefSeq and is a predicted model, not a curated record.
AUGUUUUUAAAUUUCUUACAAUUAAAAACUGAAAACUUAAAAAGUGAAUUGGUAAUGACAAUAACUGAAUGGGUAAUCUUACUUUUUUCUGUUUCAUGUUUAAGUGAAAAUAUAGUUUGUUCAAGUCUAAUGCAAAUACAAAACAAAAAAGCAAAAAUAAUUUUUCGUAAUGGUUGUAAUAUUCAGACAAUUAAUAAUUCAAGUAUAGAGUUUAUAGGAAAUGGAAUAAUUAACAAAGUUAUUCAUUCAACAAUAGUUUCUCAUAAUUAUUUUAUUUCUAUAUUUGAAAGUGAGUUUUCUUCUAUAGAGAUUAUUAAUGGUAUUGUUCUUAUUGGGUCUAAUGAAAAUAAGUCAAACAAUAUUUCAUUUACUGAAAUUACUUUAAUUAACUCUUCUCUUUUAUUCUCUAAUACUACUACUGACUCUAUUAUUAAUGUAGAUACUUUAAAUAUUCAUGGUAAUGUUAGUUUAAAAGAAAUAAUUAUAGGAGAUAGUUAUGAUAUAGAGAUUCAUAACUUAUGUAUUGUUGGAAUACCAAUUGUUGUUUUUAAAUCAUAUUCUGUACUAUUAAAAUGGUUUAAUACGACUUCAAUUUGUGGUUUUUAUAGAGUCUUACAAAAUAAAAACCAAAUUGUUUAUUCUCAAGAAGGCUCAUAUUUUGAAACUCAAAGUCAGAUUCAAUGUAUCUCAAGAUGUUCUAGAAAUAAGAUUUGGUUUGGUAAAUUGAUAGAAAUAGAAAGAAAUUUAUGUAACUUAAAUAACCAAGUUAGUAUAGUUGAGUUAAAUUGUAAUAUACUUUAUAACAGCUCUAUGUUACAAAAUAUUGUUUUUAAUUCAAGUUUAAUUAUUAGAAAAGGUUUAUUACACCAAAUUCAUGAUAUUCAUAUUCAACAACUUAUAUUACAAUCACCAGAUAUAUCAUAUAUAGAAUUCUUUAAUGAUACUAUUAGUACUGUUAUUAUUGAUAAUCCAGAAAUAAUCAUUUCUCUUUAUUAUACAAACAUUACUGUAUUUCAAACAUUUAAUUCUUAUAUUAAUUUUUUUGAUAAUUCAUCAUUAAUUCAAAGACUUGAAUUGUAUAAUUCCGUAUUAAUAAAUAAAAAUUUAACAUCGUUUAUAAAUGAUGUUGUUAUCUUUAUUAGAAAUUCUUCAUUUAGUAUAGAUGGAAUUGUUGUUGACAUAAUGAGAAUAAAAUCUCUUUCUAACGCUUCAUUGUUUAAUGUUUCGAAUAUUUACACAAAGUCAUUAACAAUUAAUUCUCUUUCAAUAGACUAUCUUGUUAACAUUACUUCAAAUCUUGUCACAUUAAUAGAUUCAAAAAUUAAAACUAAAAUAAAGAAUGUACAUGCACAAACAAUUAAUAUAAUUCAUUCAUCUAUAUUUUACUUUAGAAAAAAUACAAUAUAA